AUGACCAUGUUAAAAUGGUGUUCUUUUUAUUCCUUUGUUCGAAACACUCGUUUUGUAGCAGAUAAUACGAAGAAUUCAAAAUUUGGCACAAGAAUAAUAACCUUAGGUCAAACACCAUUGAUAUGUAACACCGUUUAUCAAAGAGCAAUGCGUUCAUUUAGCACAGUUACUGCUUCAGAACCUUCACUUCGUAUUAGUGAAAAGGAGGAUAAAGUUCACACAGCUGGUCAUUAUGUAAAAGUUCCAGACAGAGGUCUUUUAGAAAUACAUGGUGAAGACACUGUAAAGUAUCUACAAGGAUUAAUUACAAAUGAUAUGUCAUUGAUAAGUUCUGGUGGAGGUGGAUUUUACACAGCAUUUUUGAACCCAAUCGGUCGCGUUAUGUUUGAUGCAUUUAUUCAUCCAAAAAAUUCGGGAACAUCAUUUCCACAUCCAACCUUUUUAGUUGAAUGUGAUUCACGUAUUUUACCAGAAAUAAUAAAACAUAUGAAAAAGUAUAUACUAAGAUCAAGAGUUAAAAUCAAUGAUGUUUCAUCAUUUUAUCAGGUUUGGAAUGUUUGGGGUGAUUUAAUAGAUAAUCUAUGGCGGAGAAAUCCAAAAAUUGUAGAAAUUGGGUGUAGGGAUUUAAGGUAUCAUAACAUGGGUGUGAGACUAGUGUUACCUCCCGAUACUAAACCGGCAAUACCAGGAUGUAUUACAGCAUUACCAUCAAACGAGUAUACUAUAAGAAGAAUUUUACAUGGUGUUCCUGAAGGAAUUCAUGAUUUUCCUCCAGGAGAAACAUUACCAUUACAAUCAAACUUUGACUAUAUGGGAGGAAUUGAUUUUCAUAAAGGUUGUUACAUUGGUCAAGAACUUACUUUUAGAACAUAUCAUACUGGAGUUACAAGAAAACGUAUUUUGCCCGUUCAAUUAUAUCGCGAAGGUGAAAGCGUACCAACCACAUUGGAAGUUGAUCGUAAUUCCAGUCUAGUUCUUCCACCACCUUCUAGUGAUAUCAAUAUAUUGAAUAGAAAGGGACGACCAGUAGGUUCUAUUGGUACUUCAUAUCAUAAUGUAGCUUUAGCAUUAUUAAAAUUAGAUAUAAUCCAAGGUAACGAGUUAACAGUUAAUAAUGGUCAAGGUGAAAACUUGAGGAUAAAACCUUUUAGACCUCAAUGGUGGCCGAAAAUUGAUGAUAAAGAAAAUAUACAAGAAGACCAAAAAGAUGAAUUAAAAGUAUAA
This is a messenger RNA of Funneliformis mosseae, 1224 nucleotides long. NCBI's taxonomy places the organism in Eukaryota, Fungi, Glomeromycota, Glomeromycetes, Glomerales, Glomeraceae. The record is from the annotation of a GenBank genome assembly.